GCUGAUCGUCAAAGAGCGAAGGAAUGGUAUAUGUCGACCAGAACAGCUAGUAGUAGACCCUCAGUUAACUUUCACAACUUGAAAGUUAUGGGCAUGGGUAUUGGGACUAUUGGAAUAUUGGGCAGAGUCAAUAAGGAGUAUGGCAUCAGUUUGGAGAAAAGGCCUUGCAGUGUGAUCCAUGAUGAUGAAGGUGACAGUGACGACUCACUAUGUGAGUCAGCCAAAAGACGAUUGACUUGUGAGCUUCGCAAGGCCCAACCAAAAGGAAUGCCAACAAGCAUUUCGGAAUCAGAUGUUGAAUCUGGGUCUGAGAAUAUGGACGAGAACAAACCUUUACCACUCCAAACGACCAAUGUUCUGUCUGACGAAGACGAUGAAUCGGACGUGACUGGAAUUGUGCCACGCGACUGCCCAGUUAUCAUCAAUGAUGUUAAGGGACUGCAGCUGGGACCCCCACCUCGACAAGAGUCUAAAUGGUUCAUAAACGAGAUCGAUGUCUCAGAAAAGUGGCAUCAAUUUAAACAGAGAUCAUUGAAAUUAGCAAUGGAGAAGGGGCUUUUUGUAGAGAGCCACAUGCAGGAAAUAUUGUUCUUGUCACAUGUUCUCCUGCUAAAACCAAAACAAUAUUCCUCAUUAAUGAUGGAAGUUUUCAGCACUGAAUUAUUGGAGAUGAUGCACAAAGACAUGCUGGAGAGAUUCACUGAACAGGAGACAGAAUUUGACUUCGAGAUUUUUACAAAACUUACACUGAUUGUCAAGCAACUGCGGAAGGGAAAGGUCACAAGGAAUAUUGCAGUUACAGAACUUCAGACACUCAUGAUCAGUCAUUCUUAUGGAGAAGUGUCUAUUUUAAAGGCCAUCAAAAACAUUAUAGAAAGAGUUCCUACAAUCACCUUGAGCAGCCCCCUUGGGGAAGUUGAACUUUGCACUACAUAUAUUGAUCCAGUCCUGAGUCCAAUUAUCGCAGACCCUGAUUGUGAUAUUUUUUUGUGUUGGUCAAAUAAAGAAGUGCCCGAGUCAAAGGCAAGGAAGUUGACAGGUAGGGCAAAACAACCUGAUGCCAUCAUAAACAAUAUUGAACAAUUGUCUUGGGGUUCCAGUAUGGGACAUGGCAAGGCUAAGUGCAUGUUUGGGUUUCAAGUAGUAGGACAACAUAUUUCGUUCUACCUCACUACUCUCUUGUGCGAUGGUCUAUAUGUUAUGGCAGAGAUCGGUCAUCUCGACGUUCCAAUGUCACUCGAACAAAUUCCUGCUUUCCUUUCCAGCCUUGACACGCUUCUCAUCACCACCAAUGCAUACUGGGCAAAUUGUCUGAAGUCUAAUGCCGCCGUUGAAAUAGAAUCAAACAAGUGCAAUACCUCGCUACUCCAAAUUUCAAGGAGUUAA
This is a messenger RNA of Paraglomus brasilianum, 1386 nucleotides long. The record is from the annotation of a GenBank genome assembly. Lineage: Eukaryota; Fungi; Glomeromycota; Glomeromycetes; Paraglomerales; Paraglomeraceae.